This is a messenger RNA of Moesziomyces aphidis, 1536 nucleotides long. NCBI's taxonomy places the organism in Eukaryota, Fungi, Basidiomycota, Ustilaginomycetes, Ustilaginales, Ustilaginaceae. The record is from the annotation of a GenBank genome assembly.
AUGUCGUGUUGUAUUCUCACACGAUCCGACCUCGACGCUCCCGGCCCAUCGCGUUACGCGCAACAGUCGAUCGCCGUCGGCCACUCUCGUCACCUUUCUUUGCCGAUGGCUGCCCCUUACGUUGCUCUGCCCCACCAGCAGCGCCUGCGAGCCGAUACGCCUCCUCUCGACGAUGAGAACGAUCACAUCAAGCCGCUCGACGGCCACAAGCCCAUCUUCCACGGCGGCUUUGACUCGCAGUUGAAGCAGGUGCUUCGCGACAUUGACAUCCACGGCUGCGAGGCCAACGGAGAAAAUGCUUUCUUCGUUGCCGAUCUCUCGGAGGUCUACCGACAGCAUCUCCGCUGGAUGCGUGCCCUGCCCCGCAUCGUGCCCUUCUACGCGGUCAAGUGCAACCCGGACCCCUACGUCCUCCAGCUGCUCGCCAGGCUCGGCACCGGCUUCGACUGCGCCUCCAACGGCGAGAUCGAGGCGGUGCUCAAGCUCGGCAUCAACCCGGCCAGGAUCAUCUACGCCAACCCGUGCAAGGCGGCGAGCUUUGUUCGUCACGCCGCUGCCAACAACGUCGGCCUCACCACGUUCGACAAUGUGGACGAGCUCGACAAGAUGAAGCGCUACCACCCUUCGUGCAAGCUCGUCGUGCGCAUCCUCACCGACGACUCGAAGAGCGCGUGCCAGCUUGGCCUCAAGUUUGGCGCGCCGCUGGACUCGGUGCCUCGUCUCCUGCAGCGCGCUCGGGAGCUGGACCUCGACGUCGUCGGUGUCAGCUUCCACGUCGGUUCGGGCUGCUACGACCCGGACUCGUUCCGCGACGCCGUUCACCGCGCUCGUCGUGCCUUCGACAUGGGCAAGGAAGCCGGCUACAUUUUUGACCUGCUCGACGUCGGCGGUGGCUUUGGCCACGACAACUUCGAGAUGGUUGCCGGCGUACUUGGGCCUGCGAUCGACCACUACUUCCCUGACGAGGACUUUGCGCCUGGCGGAAAGCAGGUGGCCGGCAAGCCCAACGGACUCAGGAUCAUCGCCGAGCCUGGUCGCUUCUACGUGCACUCGGCUUUCGCGCUUGCGACCAACAUCAUCGCGGCGCGCAGAGGCGAGCCUACGGCUGCUGACACCGAGCCGGAGAACGACAAGCCCCAAGUGAUGUACUACCAGAACGACGGCCUGUAUGGCUCGUUCAACUGCGUCAUCUUUGACCACGUUACCGUGCACCCAAAGGUGCUCACUCUCGGUCACGAGUAUGCCUACGAGCCCACCAUCGUCUCGCCUGGCGUGGCUGUGGACUCGGGCGACGAGGCCAAGGAGCUGCAGCCCUGCAGCGUUUGGGGACCCACCUGCGACUCGAUCGACUGCGUCCGCGACCUCGUCCAUCUGCCCAAGGGUCUCAAGGUCGGUGACUGGCUCGUGUACGAGAACAUGGGCGCCUACACCAUCUGCGCCGCUUCGACCUUUAACGGCAUCCGCCGUUCCGAGAUCCGCUACACCCUCGGCGAGGGUCAGCUCGCCGAGACCGUCAAGCACCUCAUGCUUCAGUGA